GUUGACGCAGGCAAAGCAAAAGCCAUUGGCCUCUCCAACUUCAACAGUAAGCAGAUUGAAAAGAUUCUAAAGGUGUGCCGCAUCAAGCCAGCCAACCUGCAAGUGGAGAUCCAUGUGUACCACCAGCAGAAGGACCUGCGAGAGCUCUGUCGUGGCUUCGACAUUUCCAUUUGCGCCUACUGCCCUCUUGGCGCCCCGUAUAUGGCCAAAGGAUCCGACGAGUGCCCGAUCCUUUUGCAGCAUCCUUUGGUGACGUCAAUGGCCAAGCGGCUUGGCAGGACCCCGGCUCAAGUCCUCCUCAGGUUUUUGAUCCAGAACAACAUGCCCGUCAUUCCAAGGUCCACCAAUCAGAAACGACUCAAAGAGAACUUCAAAGUGUUUGACUUCGAGUUGUGCGCCGAAGACAUGGCGUCGCUGGAAGCCCUGGACCGCGAAGGCGCCGGACGCAUCGUAGACUUCAAAUCACUGUUCGAAGGGAUCGAGAACCAUCCGGAAUGGCCCUUCAACAUCCCCUUCUAAGGAGACGGAUCAAGAAGAAAAAUGCAGAGCUAUGAGACGACUUUUACAUUCGACACCGGACUGAAUUAGGAUUUAUGUGUCUUGGUUAUUCAACUGAAAGAGGCCGAGAGGUUGUGCCCUUAUCUCUCUGUCGCUAUCUAUAUAACUGUUUAUCUAUCCAUUGCUCUCUCUUUCUUUCUCUUUCUCUCUCUCUCUCUCUCUCUCUCUCUCUCUCUCUCUCUCUCUCUCUCUCUCUCUCUCUCUCUCUCUCUCUCUCUCUCUCUCUCUCUCUCUCUCUCUCUCUCUCUCUCUCUCAAUAUCUCUAGAAGACCUAGGCUAAUAAUAGAUAUCUUGCAUUCUUUAUCUGCUUGUACAGAAAUUAUGCUGGAGUAAAGUUGCAUCCGCUAUGAAUAUUUACUAUUGCUAUUACUGCUGUGAGCAUAGGCACUAGAUAUCAUCAAACAACGCAUAGUUAUACUUUUGAAUAUUCCCAUUUUAUUUCCUUGACACUUAUUUACGAGUAUAUGGUUUAUUUUAUCUUGCAUGCCGUCCUGUUUUUCAUAUGCCUAUCUUAUUAAAUUCAUAUUUACAAAUGCAGUACUAUAAUUUCCAUUCUAUGAUCUUGUCAUAUAAAUAAUACACAAAAUCUCACUGAUUCAUCGAAAGUCUUCUGCGUGAAGCGGUGGAGAAACAUAUCUCAUAGGAGGGGUGGAGGAAGCUCUCAUCUAUCGAUAUAGUGGGAGUCCCUAUAACACCCCAGAGUUAUCAAGCAAAAUAGAUUUAAUAACUCACCUCCAACCGUCAUAAUAUGGGUCUUUCAUUCACCCCCCCCCCCACCCCUAAAAAAAUCUCUCUAAAUUAGUGGUUCCAAACCUUUCCCAUUUUGUGGCCCCAGGAAAUUAUAUAAUGAUCUCCAUAGCCCAGUUAAGAGACAUAUUUCCAGAUCCAGUUAUAAAAAGUGUAAUGGUCUCAAUAGCUAUAGGACAAGAAAACUAUAGAAAGACUCCAGUUAACUGAUAUGUAGGUACUGUAGGCGUGAUAAAAUUCAGUUCAGUUCGACGUCAUAAUUUUCAUGUUGCUCCAUGACCCCAAGAAAGUGCCCCUUGGCCCCAGGUUGGGAACCCCUGCUCGUGACGCAACCCAAGGUUCCUUUCAAUAAAUGUGAUUAUUAAGCGGGGAUUAUGAAUCUGAAAGUGAAAAUGAAUUUUUUUCUUGUUUACCCUUUCCUGUCCUUAUACAUAUACAGUAGAAUUUAGAUGACUUAAAGGUUCAUCAUGUAAGCAAAAAUUUUUAUGCUAUAUUUUCAUAUAAAGUGGUCGAUUACUUGAUAUUUUGUGUGUCCCAUGCUGCAAAAAAGUAUAUAUGGGAACAACAAUUUUUUUUAUUGUAGCAUAAGUACAUGCUAUUUCUGGAAUGAUGUUUUUUAGGUCAAAUAAACCAGAAACUGGUUCGUGGUGGCUGGAUCUCCCCCUGGCUUACUAUACUGUUUCUAUUCUAAAUUUGUCA
Messenger RNA from Penaeus vannamei (Pacific white shrimp), 2004 nucleotides. The record is from RefSeq and is a predicted model, not a curated record. NCBI's taxonomy places the organism in Eukaryota, Metazoa, Arthropoda, Malacostraca, Decapoda, Penaeidae.